AAUAAUAUUAAAAAGAGAAUAACUGUGAUAGAUUAAAAGAAGCUUCACCGUUGAGAAACGUUUGGCCAGCAGAAGCAGAACAAACUUUCCCGCGUCGAACAAUAAUAGAAGCCAAUUACGGGACGAGAUCGAAAAGAAGAAAAGCGACACACACACAAACAGAAGCUCCGUAAAAUCGAAGAAAAUGCUGGCGGAGACUGUAAAAUACCUGCUGGGCUCCGCCGGGCCGAGCGGCUUCGGCUCCACCUCCACCGCCGUUGACGUCACCGCCGCCGCCAACCAUCUCGGCGCCAUCACCGCAAUUAUCACUGGCGCCACGUCGGGGAUCGGCUUCGAGACGGCUCGGGCCUUAGCAGCGCGCGGCGCGCGGCUAAUUCUGCCGGCAAGAAACCCUGACGCCGCCGAGGAGGUCAAAUCUCGCAUCGCCGGCGGCGGCCAAAUCAUUAUCCUUCCUCUCGACCUCGGCUCGCUCUCGUCCAUCCGAUCCUUCGUGAGCCAAUUCCUCGCCCUUGGAUUCCCUCUAAACAUCCUAAUAAAUAACGCGGGGAGAUUUGCGUACGAUCAAGCGGAGUCCGAGGACGGGAUUGAGCUCACCUUCGCCAUUAAUUUUCUCGGGCCUUUUUUGCUGACGAAGCUUCUGCUGGAGAAAAUGGUGGUAUCGGCGAGAGAAACGGGAAUUGAAGGCCGCAUCGUGAACGUUAGCUCAUUCUGCCAUCGUUGGUUCUCCGGCGACCCUCUCGCUUACCUCCGCCUUCUCGCCGCCGGCGAAGUACGUUACAAUGCGGCCAGAGCGUACGGACUGUCCAAAUUGGCUCUGGUGAUGCACACCAAAGAGCUCGCAAGGAGGCUCGAGAAAAUGGGUGUGAACGUAACAGUCAACAGCGUAGAUCCUGGUAUAACGCGUACGCGACUCAAUCGUGACCGUGAAGGCUUUGUGUUAGAUAUGAUGUUCUUCUUUGCGUCAAAAUUCGUGAAAACCAUCAAUCAGGCGGCGGCGACGACGUGCUAUGUGGCGGUGCAUCCGGCGGUGGCUGGUGCGAGCGGGAAAUACUAUGCGGAUUGCAACGAGUCAGCGGCGGCGAAGUCGGCGGCGAGUAGCGAGGUGGCGGCGCAGCUGUGGAUCGAAGCGGAGGCGAUGAUAGCGGAUGCGGAUCUUGAUGGUUCGGAGGCGGAUCAGGCGGGGAAGCAGUGAUGGGACAAGACCAGAGACAAGAAGGAAGCAUAGGUCUUUCUGUGUAGGUGAGAGAGAGAGAAGAUACAUCUGUUGCUCCUUUUCAACGCGGUGGCAGAGCUUUGGGAGUAAUAAGGCAGGCGCUAGCAGGCUUUUUGUUGGGAGAUAAUCCGGCAACGAAGGAAAGUAGGCAGGCCAUGGAGUUAAUACUGCCUAUUCCUAAAUGACUAGGCGUCUGCAACUUGUUGGCACAUAUAUUAUGAAGAUAUAAUAUCAUAUAAAGUGUUUUUUUUUUUAAAUGAGUAAAGCAUGGGAAGUUUAUUUUGUUA
This is a messenger RNA of Dendrobium catenatum, 1500 nucleotides long. RefSeq names its product short-chain dehydrogenase TIC 32, chloroplastic. Lineage: Eukaryota; Viridiplantae; Streptophyta; Magnoliopsida; Asparagales; Orchidaceae. The transcript is spliced from 8 exons. The coding region runs from base 185 to 1192 and encodes 335 amino acids. The record is from RefSeq and is a predicted model, not a curated record.